AUCAACUUCAUUUUAGCGGUGAGAGGCGAGAAACCCAAAACUAUAAGACAGUUCGAACCGCUCAGUAAACCAAAUAAUUAAUUUUCCUGUUAACAAAAGCUAGGGCUUUCACUUUGUUCAUCUGUAAUUGAUCUUUAAUCAGGACAUGGCUUCGUCGGACGAUGAGGCGGAAGUUGGAGUUAUAGCUGUGUCGAACUAUCAUUUUGUAGAUGAUGAGGAUGAACCGAUUUCAUUCUCCACGUUACCCUUUCAAUGGAGUGAAAAGGAGGGUGUUGAUGAAAAGAAUAAGUAUCAGAUUUUCUUGCACGGGUCUGCGAACAGUGGACUUAGGACAGUUCACGUGGGAGUUAUAGCUUGGAAAUUUGAUUUGUUGAAUGCAAAUCCUGAAAUAUCAGUGCUUACCAAGGACAAGAAAUGGAUCAAACUGCAAAAGCCGAGGAAGAGCUUUGAGGAAAUGAUUAGAACUGAAUUGAUUGUGGUGCAUUGUUUCCAUUAUGCUAGGAGGAACCCGGAGGCAUCUAAGAAAUCUGUGCGGGACUACCUUGCCAAGGUUUUCAGCUUGUAUGAUGUCAAACCUUCUCAGAAUGACUUAAUCGACCAGAUGGAUUUAAUAUCUGAAGCUGUUAAAAGGGAUGAUUCUUUGUCAAAAUCCAAGUUUCUACUCUCAUUUCUUGAAGAAAAUCCAAGGAAGAGAGAGCUCUAUGAUGAGGAUGGCGAUAGAUGGUUUGAUCCUGUUUGUACACUUUGUGAUAAUGGUGGAUACCUUAUAUGCUGUGAUGGAUGUAUGAGGUCUUUUCAUGCAUCGGUAGAGCACGGCAAUGAGGCAAUGUGUAUGUCGCUUGGUAUCACAAAGAGGGAAGUUGAUGCAAUGGAGAAUUUUAUUUGUAAGAAUUGUAAAUAUAAGCAGCAUCAGUGCUUUGCUUGUGGAGAGUUAGGAUCAUCUGAUAAAUCAUCUGGUGCUCAGGUAUUCCGCUGUGCCAAUGCAACGUGCAGUUAUUUUUAUCACCCACAUUGUAUUGCAAAGUUACUUUACCAGCAGGAUGGCAAUGCUGCUAAGAUGCUUGAGAAAAAGAUUGUCGCAGGAGAGGAUUCUUUUACUUGCCCCAUUCAUAAGUGCUGUGUAUGCAAACAAGGAGAAAAUAAGAGGAUAAAGGACCUGCAGUUUGCUAUUUGCAGGCGCUGCCCCACAUCAUACCAUCGUAAAUGUUUGCCAAGUGAUAUUUUUAUUGAAAAGAUAACAAAAGAAGGAGAAGAAAAUGAAGAAGAAGAAUGGGAAAUAAGAGGGUGGGAGAAUCUACUUCCCAACCGUGUACUGAUAUAUUGUUUAGAGCAUGAAAUUGAUGAUGAGAUUGGAAUUCCAAUCAGUGACAUAAAAUUCCCUAAGGUUGAAGAAAAGAAGAAGAAGAAGAAGAAACAAAUAUCAGAGUUGCCUGGAAGGAAUAGAAAGCAGCACAGUAAAGAUAAGACUGGGAUAGCUACAACCAAAAAGUUGCUGGAGAAUAGACAGAACAGUGAAAUGCCUCCCAGAAGUGAUGAUUCAGACAAGGAAAUACCUCAUUAUUCUCCACUUAAUAUGGCUGCUAAUAGAUCCUCACAGGAAGGCCCACCAAUCAAAUAUUUUGAAAUUCCUGCAGAUCUAGAAAUGGGCGAAAGUAACUUUCCUGAUAUAGAGACCGGCAUGUUUAAUCCUCAUCUCCCAUAUGGAAGAGCUUACAAGGGUGCCAUGAAUGGAGUAAGACCAAGGCUGGUGGUGCUUGCCAGAGACAUUUGGGGAAAUCGCAACCAGCAUUCAUUUUGGGAGUGGUAUAUCUUGCGAUUUCUUCUCCUCGGAAGUAUUUUAUUUUGCUUAUGUAUGGUUAAACAUUUAAACUCUUGACCACAGUAGUAUUAAAAAUAUGGUUAGCGUACUAUUGUAUUAGGAUGUUUGUUGUUCGGAUAGUGUUCGAUAAAUGUUGUUAAUGUCAUGGAUGUAGCUAUGCUUGGUUUGAAGUCUCGGAUCUGUACCAGGUAUUUAUAUUAUUAUUAUUGUUGUAUGAUAUUAUAUCGUUGUUGUUGGA
Molecule: messenger RNA, 2057 nt
Organism: Mercurialis annua (annual mercury)
Lineage: Eukaryota; Viridiplantae; Streptophyta; Magnoliopsida; Malpighiales; Euphorbiaceae
Product: protein ENHANCED DOWNY MILDEW 2-like
Exons: 11
Coding region: 146-1876 (576 amino acids)
Source: RefSeq, a predicted model, not a curated record